UCCACUUUGUCUCUCUCUUUCUUGAUCAGAUGAAGUAAGCAAUGGCUGGUGCGUUUGCAAGAGCCAGUGCCACGCUCUGCUUCUUAUCGCAAAAUCCAAUCAAAAGCCUUCAUUUCUCUACCGGAACACAUUCUUUUAACUUUCCGAAACCCAAAGUUUCUGCCUUUAGAUGGAAUUCUGUGAGACGCAUCAGCCCACUCCAUGGCUUCUCCUGCUACUGUUUUGACACCACCACCUCCCAUUAUGAGUUCUCUGAUGGGUCUUCUGAAGUGGAACUAAGGUUGCAACUUGGCAGCCAAGAUGUUCAAAGUGCCAAAGAUAUAUUUGUGGAUGCGGAUGGUACUUCUCUAACUGUUAAAGUACGGCAGGCUGGAUCCUUCAUCACACUUUUAGAUACUAAUAGUCUGUUUGAGAAAAUAAAGCCUGCUGAAACAAUAUGGUAUAUAGACGAUGAUCAACUUGUUAUUAACUUAAAGAAGCGGGAUCCGGAUUUGAAAUGGCCAGAUAUUAUGGAGUCAUGGGAGUCGUUGUCAGCCGGUUCUCUGCAACUCCUUAAAGGAACAUCAAUCUACAUUGUUGGGGAUUCGACUGAAAUUAACCAAAAAGUCGCUCGUGAACUUGCUGUUGCUCUUGGGUACACACCACUUGAUACAAAAGAGUUGUUAGAAACUUUUGCCAAGCAAACUGUUGAUUCAUGGGUGCUUGCUGAAGGCUCUGACUCUGUGGCUGAGGCAGAAAGUGCAAUAUUAGAAAGCUUAAGUAGUCAUGUCCGGGCUGUUGUUGCAACCUUAGGAGGGUCACUUGGGGCUGCUGGAAGGACUGAUAAAUGGAGGCAUCUUUUUUCAGGGUUUACUGUCUGGUUGUCACAGACUGAAGCUAUAGAUGAGGAUUCAGCAGAGGAGGAAGCCAGAAGGCAUAUUCAAGAUGGUAGUCUUGGCUACUCCAAUGCAGAUGUGGUUGUGAAGCUCCAGGGUUGGGUUGCUGACCAUGCCAAAAGUGUAGCUCAGGCAUCCUUGAGUGCCCUCAAACAGUUAAUUCUAUCAGACAAGAUACUUCCAGGUAAGAAGAGCCUUUAUAUAAGGUUAGGGUGUCGUGGGGAUUGGCCAAACAUAAAGCCACCGGGAUGGGAUCCAUCAACUGCAACUGGUGGUAUAACUGAUGUACCACCUGCUACAUUGCAAAAUUGAUUAAUAUACAGCGAAAAUAGUAAUCAAGUAAGGGAUAUUUUACUGCUUGAUUCUUUUUGUCAAGUUACCUAGUUUCAAUGUAAUUUUCCUUGGAACUUUUUAUGAGCUUUUAUCUACGGUACAUUAUCGCACGAAACCGAGAAACAAGAAAUGGGAUCGAAAAGAAAGAAUCCAGGAGGACGAUAUUUUGCUUUAAUCAAAGAGGGCUUUUUUGUC
Molecule: messenger RNA, 1403 nt
Organism: Durio zibethinus
Lineage: Eukaryota; Viridiplantae; Streptophyta; Magnoliopsida; Malvales; Malvaceae
Gene: SKL2
Product: shikimate kinase like 2
Cellular component (GO): cytosol
Source: RefSeq, a predicted model, not a curated record